Molecule: messenger RNA, 453 nt
Organism: Staurois parvus
Lineage: Eukaryota; Metazoa; Chordata; Amphibia; Anura; Ranidae
Source: the annotation of a GenBank genome assembly
ACUCUGUGCCCGUUGUCGUACCAGAUGACUCGGUGCCCGCUGUCGUACCAGAUGACUCGGUGCCCGCUGUCGUACCAGAUGACUCGGUGCCCGCUGUCGUACCAGAUGACUCGGUGCCCGCUGUCGUACCAGGUGACUCGGUGCCCGCUGUCGAGCUUGGUGACCUGGUGCCCGCUGUCGUGCCAGGUGACUCGGUGCCCGCUGUUCUGCCAGGUGACUCGGUGCCCGCUGUCGAGCUUGGUGACUCGGUGCCCGCUGUCGAGCUUGGUGACUCGGUGCCCGCUGUCGAGCUUGGUGACUCGGUGCCCGCUGUCGUGCCAGAUGACUCGGUGCCCGCUGUCGAGCUUGGUGGCUCGGAGCCCGCUGUUGAGCCAGAUGACUCGGUGCCCGCUGCCCAGCCUGAUGUGCCAGCGUCCGCUGCCCAGCCUGAUGUGCCAGGCCCUGAUAUCCAGC